AUGGCCAGCCCACUCAGCACUCGCAUCGUCGUCCUCGUCGGCAUCCUCGCAGUCAUCCUUCCCGGCAUCUCCCGCAUCGUCUCGUCUCCCUUUGCGCUUCUCCUCAUAUCACCCCUCGUCUUCGUCAUAUUCGCACUUGCGUAUCUAUUACUCACGAUCUAUGUAGGAUGGUACCUCGACGGACAUAGGCCACAACCGCGCAACCACCUCCGCCACGCCGCUCGUCCCUUUGUCUUCUCCACCCCCGCCGCCUGGCAAGCUGUCCUCACUCGCUCGCAGUGGUCACAGAACACACCCAAGACUCUCCCGCCCCUCUACCCCGAAUCCCACCAAGUCUCCGAUGCCCUCAAUGAUAUCGUCACCCUCAUCAUCCGCGACUUCGUCUCCAACUGGUACGAGAACCUCUCUAGCUCACCUGCAUUUCCCAUCGCCGUCUCUUCCAUCAUCCACGCCUCACUCGAGGAGCUCAUUCAACGAGCCUCCGCCAUAGACCUCUCCUCUCUCAUCGUCAAACGCAUCCUCCCAAAGGUCACUGCGCAUAUCGACCAAUUCCGUCAAUCCGAAGUUGCUCUACGUGGCGCGGGCCUCGAGCGGAGGUUGACCCAGUCCGAAGAGCUUGACCUACUACUUGCGAGCCGGUAUGCAAGCAAAGGAGUCAAACUGCAUCCUGCCAUCGAGAACCUUUCCACUACGUUCACGCGUCAGACCGAAGAGGCACACAUCAGGCAACUCGUAGACAAGGCGCUUCCAUUCAUUCUCCCGCCCAAGGAGCGCAAUUCCAAAGCCCUCAAGUUGGUCACUCGUGAAAUCGUCACUUGCACGGUUCUGUUCCCAGUGGUCGAAAUGGUCGCUGAUCCAGAUUUCUGGAAUAGGAUGAUAGACCAGGUGGCCGGUGCAGCCAUCCACCAACAACAACUGAUUUCGAAAGUCCGAAAUGUACUGGAAUCGCAACUACCGCGUCAGAAGAACCGCGUAGCCCCUUCCAACCCCGUUGCCCCUGGCGUCACAGAACGUAUCACAAUUCGCACAAACGUCCGCCAAUUCGAAUCCUUCUUGCGCAGCAUAUCUCACACCUCUUCCUUGCUUGACGCUCGUCGUCUCAAGAACGAUAUUGUGGGAGAGAUACGAAGAACAAGGCUUCUGCUAGCAAACCAUGAGAAGGAAGAUUGGAUUGAUGGGGAAAAGACAGAGGAUGUAGUCGCUUUUCUGGACAGGCUCUAUACUGCGAAGCGAAGGGUAGAAGAGAGAAUCGUUGUUUUAGGGGGCGAGGAUGAUUCGCAGAAGCAGACGCCAAUCCAAGAAGCCGAGCCGAAAUCCAAAAUCUCUCUUCGAGACAUCCUCCGCAACCCCAAUUCUCUAUCCUACUUUAUGGAAUUCAUGGAUCGACGACACCGUUCGCAACCUGUCCAGUUCUGGCUAACAGUCGAAAGCUUCAAGAACCCGCUCGAGUCCGUCGACUCCGACACCUCAGGCGACGAAGAGGAGAUCAUCCAGGACCCCUCGACAUCAACCACAGUCAAAGAGGAUAUAUCCAUGAUCAACGACCUCUACUUCGCGAACAACAAAACGCACCCCGCGCUCGCCUCAAUACCGAAGAAGCAUGUCGACAUCAUCCGUGCGUUCGUGCUCGAGGCGGACCCGUCCGUCGCAGCGCAGAGGAGGGUAAGGCGGAGCGUGCUUCUUGCACAGAAGCAAGUGGAGAAGGACAUGGAGGCGGACUUUGAGGAGUUUGAGAGGUCGGAGCUGUGGUUCAGGGCUGUAGGGGACUCAGCGUUCUCAAGCAGCAAGGCGGGGGUGGACCCGUUCGCGAAGGAGAGAGACCCGCUGCUCGACUCACCGAGACAGUCGAUGUCGCCGACUUCCAUGCACCAGCUAAAGCAUCCGUUCUCGGCUCCGUCCCUCUCAUCUACAUCUGCUUCGACGUCGACUUCGCCUCCACCCUACCAUGCGCUGAGCAUGCAGCGGACCGUCAGCUCGACGUCGAACCGGUCUGCGCAAUCGACGAAAUCGAGCGGACAUCCACUCCCGCACCCACAUCCUCUGCCUCACACGCCGUCGAACAUCGAGAUUCUUAUGUCGGCCGUUCCGGAGUCGGGCUCCGACUCAGCAUCAACGCGAGCGCCGUUGUUCGACGACCCAGAGGACGAGAUGCAGAGGGCAGAGGAGAAGCGGAUGGAGGCUAUCCAGGCUGCGCUGACGGAUAUUAUGGCGCUCGAGCAGGAGAGGGGCAUGGAGAAGCCGGGCCGAGGGUCGGUUGGGAGGCAGAAGAGCUUGAAGGGGCUGAUGGGUGGGGAUAGGAAAGGCGGCCCGCUGUUUAAUUCUGUGAAGGUGUCGUCGAAGAAGUCGGCGAAGCGUGCGGCGGUGAUGUUUGAUGACGACCCGAGUAUCAUCGAAGCCGACAAGAACGCGGAGGACGGCGAGGAAGAGGCGGAAGGAGACGCAGACGCCGAGGGCGAAGGAGAGGCCUCAGGCGACGGCUCGCCAGAUGACAAUGACAACGAACACGAACACGAGCACGAACACGGCACCUACCAGCUCGCCGCCCCAGGCGACCUGCAGCUUUCCUACGAGAUCUCCCGACUGGGCGCCAACAUCUCCGCCCUCGAGGCACAAGACGCCAUGCUCGGCACCCUCAUCAAAAAAGCCGAGCUCACAGGCGACGCCCAGGAGCUCCGGCUCCUCCAGCGCUCCAAGAACUCAAUGACGCGCGAACUGCGCGAGCUCGCGUUCCAGAAACAGCAGUACGAGAUGCAGGAGCGCGCGAACCGGCUCAUCUCUGACCGGACGAGGGUGUGCAUCAUUAAUUCGGCGGUGGCAGAGGAGGAGGGGAAGAGCGUGGUAAGGUAUUUGGUGGAGGUGCAGCAGCUGGCGGGGGAUGGCAGCUUUGCGAGUGGGUGGGUGGUCGCGAGGAGGUAUAAUGAGUUCUUGGGGAUGCAUAGUAAGUUGAAGGAGAGGUAUGGGAUGGUAAGGGGUUUGGACUUUCCGGGGAAGAGGUUGGUGGCAUCCCUCUCGGGGAGCUUUUUGGAUACGAGGAGAGUUGCGUUGGAGAAGUAUUUGCAGAGCCUGAUCGCUAUCCCGGUCGUAUGCGAGAGCGACGAGCUCCGCGCCUUCCUCUCGCGCGACUCGCCCUUCAUGACCCAACCCACCACCACCAACAAACCCACAACCCCCUUCUCCGGCACCGACCUCGUGCGCAACGUCUACCGCUCCGUGGCCGAGUCCAUCGACGACAUGUUCUUCGGGCCCUCCAUGCUCGAUGUCAUGAUCCAGCGCCUAACGCGACAAGCCGCCGAGUUCACGGGCAUCGUCGGCUCUGGGGUGACAGACGAGGACCUCGUCGCGCAGGCGCUGAACGCCUCUGGAGCUGGAGCACCCGAGGCGGCGCUGAUGAAGCUCUCGUCGAGUCUGUCGGGGGAUCUGAAGCCCCUGGAGGGAGAGACGAGCACGUCGACGUUCUCUGCCCCGAUAUGUGAUUUGAUACUGGCGGUUUUCGAGCUGAAUAAGAAGAAUAAUUGGCUGAGGAAGCAGGCGAUUGUUAUUAUUUUGCAGCAGGUUUUGGGUGGGACUAUCGAGCGGAAAAUACGCGAGAACGUACGCGGUCUCCUUAGUGAGAGCAGGUUGAUGUCGUACAUCAACAUCUUCCGCGACGGCCUCUGGCCAGGAGGCAAGCUUAAGCCUCCAGGUGUCCCACGCACAGCAGAGGAGAAGAUACGGACGAGGGACGAGGCGAAUAGGAAACUCUCCUCUCUCGUUCCGGACCUCGCUGCUAACAUGAUCGGUCGGUCGAACGCCCGUCGGGGUGCUCGCAGGAUCUUUGCUGUCCUGCAGAACAGAAGGCUGAACCAGCAUAUCGUUUAUACUAUCGUUGAUGAGGUAUUCGCGGCUCUGUUCCCUGAAAUUUCCUCCACGACGACUACCAACCCACCACAACCAUGA
Cyclocybe aegerita is the source of this 3936-nucleotide messenger RNA. The record is from the annotation of a GenBank genome assembly. Lineage: Eukaryota; Fungi; Basidiomycota; Agaricomycetes; Agaricales; Hemipholiotaceae.